Messenger RNA from Rotaria sp. Silwood2, 789 nucleotides. Lineage: Eukaryota; Metazoa; Rotifera; Eurotatoria; Philodinida; Philodinidae. The record is from the annotation of a GenBank genome assembly.
AUGAUAUUCUCAUUUAUUUUGUCUCAACAAACAUUUGAUCUCAUAUAUCUAUUUAUUGACAGGAUAUCCAAUCGCACAAAAGAUGUUCGAACACUCGAACCAUUCAUACGUGCUUUUAGGCAUAUUUCACAUGGACAUGAUUCACUUUCUAUAGAUGAAUUUUGUAUAUUAUUUGAAGAUACAUCCUUUCGACGAGAAUUUGCUUUGUUGUUUAUUGGUGAAACAAAUUUUUUAAGUGUAAUGGAAUUUACAGAUGUACUUCAUUCUGUUGCCAAUCUUAAAUCAGAUACAAAAUGGCUUUCAUGGCUUGCUUAUCAAUUUCAUAUGGCAGUCAGUAAACGUCGUAGUACAAAACAUAAUAGAACUCAAAUAGAAGAUAGUAUGGAUCUUGAAACAUUUAGAAAUAGUUUUCAAUUCAAAGUUCCUGAAUUAGCUGAUUGUUUAUUUAAUUAUCUUGAUACGGAUAAAACGGGUCAAUUAACAUUAGAUAAAUUUAUAAGAAAUCUAGAAUUUCUUACUGAAGCAAAUGAUAAUGAAAAAGUUGAAUUUCUUUUUAAAAUUUUUGAUCGUGAUGGUGAUGGAACGAUUGAUUUUGAUGAAAUGAAAUUAUUAUUUCGUUGUUUUCUUGAACAAUCUCCUUCACUUGAUAUGGAAGAAACAUUAGCAGAAUUAACUGCUACUUUAUUUCAAGAAACUGAUGUUGAUCAAUCAGGUGAUAUUAGUUUGGAUGAAUUAUCAAAUGCUCUUCGACAAAAUGAACAUUUAUUUAAAGUACUUUCACUCAGGUAA